Molecule: messenger RNA, 798 nt
Organism: Dictyostelium purpureum
Lineage: Eukaryota; Evosea; Eumycetozoa; Dictyosteliales; Dictyosteliaceae
Exons: 4
Coding region: 1-798 (265 amino acids)
Biological process (GO): carbohydrate metabolic process
Molecular function (GO): hydrolase activity, hydrolyzing O-glycosyl compounds
Source: RefSeq, a predicted model, not a curated record
AUGAAACUAUAUAUUUUAUUAAUUUUUACAACAAUUAUUGUAAUAAUAAAAUCAUCAACAUCAUCAUCAUCAUCAUCAUCAAAUGAGCCAAUAUCUUAUAACGGAUGGGAGUUAGUUUUUGAAGAUGAGUUUGAGGGUAAUACCUUAAAUAUAAACAAUUGGAAUCCGAUAUUUCAAUCAUAUGAUUAUAAUGCAGAAUUGGAAAUUUAUUUACCAGAGAAUAUUGUUGUGGAUAAUGGAUACUUAAAUAUCAUGUCAAAAAAAGAACAAUACCAAUCUCAUAAUUAUACAUCAGGUAAAUUGACAAGUUCACAAAGGUUUAAUACAACAUUUGGCAGAAUUGAGGUUUCUGCUAAAUUACCAAUUGGUAAAGGUUAUUGGCCAGCUAUAUGGAUGAUGCCAGAAACCGAUGCUUGUUGGCCAUUGGCUGGGGAGAUUGAUAUUAUGGAGUCAAUUGGUAUUGAUGAUUUAAUUUAUGGUACAUUCCAUUUUAGUGAAAAGUGUGGGGUUAAUGGCCAAGAGGGUGGUAAUGUAACAGUUCCAACAUUUAAUCAAGAUUUCAAUUUAUACAGUGUUAUCUGGGAUGAAAACCAAAUCAUUUGGAUGGUCAAUAAUGUUCAAUAUUUCCAAAUUAAAAACAGUGAUAUUUUCCCUAUACCAAGUACCAUUCCAUUCUACAUUAUAUUAAAUACUGCUGUAGGCGGUGACUGGGGUGGCUAUCCUGACGAACAAACUGUAUUUCCACAAAACUUUACAAUUGACUAUGUUCGUGCCUAUAAACAAGAAAGUAAUAUCUAA